GGGGCCAGGGGUCGCUGCUGAUUGGACCGGCGCAACCAGGGAGGGUUCCUCCGGGAAGCAGAGGCGUAGGCAGACCCACGUGCGAGGAGGAAGAGGAGGAGGAGGAGGACCAUGUGUUUCUGGCCAGAGGCUCAGUAGCCGGGACUUUUGGCGCAGCGUCAGCCGCGGGACCUUGGGUAGCUGCUAUGCUGCGCAGCGGCUGCAAGAGGUAGUCCCAGCAUCCACUCCAGCCUCUUCCUCCAUGACGACUCCUCCGGCAACGGGGAAAGUGAUGCCUCCCGGGCCUCCGGAGCGGCUCCAGUCGGGCCAAGUGGCCCCCAAGCCCUGCCCGGCGACCCCCUUGGCUGCCCAAAGCCCCUCCGGUGCCCACGCGCCUCUGGGCCUGAUCCCCCCUCGAGUGGCACCUUCCCCCGGGGAGACCCUGGGGCCCAAAGUGGCCCCCAAAGUGGACCCCCAGGCCACCACCGCCCUGCAGUUACCGGCCAACCUCCAGAUUGCACCCGGAACAGUUCUUGUCAGAAGUAAUACUGGUCAACUGAUGUUGGUGUCGCAGCAAGCACUAGUGCAAGCCCAAAGCCAGACCCAAAAUAAUGCAAGUGUAAGGUGGACAGCGCCCACACUUGCAUCUACAGUCAAACUACAGAAUCCACAGAACUCCGUAAACCAAGUACUUAAAGUGCUACCAGCUCCUGUUAAAACAGUGCCUCGGCCAACUCAUCCCAUUAAGAAAUCUGCCGUAAUCCAGUCAGUAUCAUCAGCAAAAAGCAAUUCUACAAAUAUGACGAUAAAGGGACCAUUGGCAAACCUUCCUGCUUUUGAUUUUCAUAUACAGCCUGUUGCUCCAAAGCCAAUUCCUGAUGCAGACGGCACAACAGUAGCACAGGCCAGCACUUCUGUGGAAAUGCUGGAAAAUGUGCAAAAGUGCAAAAACUUUCUUGCAACACUUAUAAAACUGGCAUCCAGUGGAGCUCAAGCACCCGAAAUGGGGCAGAAUGUGAAGAACCUGGUAGAAAAUCUGCUGGAAGCUAAAAUUGAACCAGAAGAGUUUACGAAAAAGCUGUACAUUGAGCUGAAAUCUUCCCCACAGCCAUGUCUUGUUCCCUUCCUUAAGAAAAGUGUGUGUGCCUUAAGGCAGCUUGUUCCAGACCCACAGACCUUUAUACAGCAGUGUCUCCAACAAUCUGUGCCAAGAACAGCUGCUUCAACUUGUGCAACUGCAGUAUCAUCUGUUUCUGCAGUGGCUGACAGCACUCCUGUGACGUUCCAAUCUGCAAGGACACUCCUUAGAACUCCAGUGGGAAUCUCCUCUCCCCAGACCUCAGUCCCAGCCCCCUGUACAUCUCUGGUGACAAGAGGAUCUGCUUCACUUCAGCUUGUCCAACCAGAACGUGCCUUACCCUUGGGGGCACUUUCUCUUCAAGGCGCCAAUUCUGUUCCCCCCACUCAACUGGCAACAAGUAUAACCACUGUGAAGACUGUACAGCCAACCUCCUCCGUGGAAGUGGUGACAAGAAGAAACACUCCCCUUCCAUUUAUAAAGCCCAUGUCUACUCCUGUAGCAGUAUCUUCCGCUGCUUCUCUUAGUUCUGGAAAGACAGUAUCACCAUCUGCUGCGGCAACAUCUCUUCAAGUGCAAAAGCCAGCUUUGACAACUAGUGUUGCAACAACCCUCAGUAAUGCAGUUGCUACAACGCUCCAGUCUGGGACAACAGUCACUGGGAAACCAAUCGCAAUUAGAGUUGCCUAUCCCAAUUCUGUCAUUUCCCAACCUGUCCGGACUCCACAGCCUGUAACGGUGAAGCAGUUGAUAGUCCAGCAGGCAUCAGGAAAUGCCUUGAAAAAAGUGAACACACUUCAGCAGGCUUCUUCACUCCCUACUGUGAACAAACCAAGUGGGAAGAUGCCUUUAAAUACUGUUAUCCAUACUAACCAACUUCCUGCAGGUUGCAUUGUGAGACAAAUUACCCUGCCAGGAAACAAAAUUCUGUCGCUUCAAGCAUCUCCUGUUCAGAGAAAUAAAAUAAGAGCGAAUGGAACAACAUCCUUCAGAGAUGAAGAUGAUAUCAAUGAUGUGACUUCUAUGGCUGGAGUCAAUCUGAGUGAAGAGAGUGCAUGCAUAUUGACAUCUCAUUCUGAAGCAGUUGGUUCAGUCAUCCAGUCUUGUCCAGAGGAACUCCUCCUUUCUUUGGAUGCACUGCAGAAGAAGAUCUUAGAAAUAGGUAAAAAGCAUGGCAUUAUGGAAGUUAAUUCGGAUGUUCUGAACUUGAUCUCCCAUGCUACACAGAAGAGAUUAAGAGGGCUUCUGGAGAAACUGACUGUAAUUGCUCAACAUCGCAUGGUGACCUAUAAGGAUAAAGACAUAUACACAGUAUCUAGUGAUACACGGGCUCAACUUACAUUUCUUGAACAGCUGGACCAGGUAGAGAAACAGAGAAGGGAUGAAGAAGAAAGAGAGAAGUUGCUCCGUGCAGCCAAGAGCCGUUCCAAUAAAGAAGAUCUGGAACAGCUGCGAUUAAAGCAGAAAGCAAAAGAGUUGCAGCAAUUAGAGUUUGCACAGAUGCAGCAAAGGGAUGCUAAUCUUGCAGCUCUGGCAGCUAUUGGGCCAAGAAAGAAGAGGAUGCUGGAUUCCUUGAGCCUUGCCUCUGGAGUGGAGGGUUUCAAUAGAUUAUCCAACCUUGUGAAGCCACCUCUUCGUCCAAGAAUGACACGCAUCUGCCUCAGGGACUUGAUCUUCUGUAUGGAACAAGAGAAGGGGCUGAAGCAUUCCUUAGCCUUGUACCAAGCUCUUUUGAAGUAACCACUAGGUUUCUUUUGCAUUUCAGCUUACCAUCAUUCCUUGCCAAAGUUUACCUGCUUGUACUGUCCUGAAGUCUGUUCUGGAAAACAGUUUGUUGCAAUGACUAGACUGUUCAGUGGUCAGUGGAUCCAUGUUUGACUUUUGAAUGUCCUUGGAGACAAAAGGGUUUGGGCCCUAUUAAGUUUCUUGCCAAUCACAUUUGUCGAUAUAUCUGUUUGUAAUAUUGUUCCAUGACUAAUGUGCCGCCUACUAUUGUGGUUAGGGAAGAAGAGUAUGUCGAAAGUAUUUAAUCAUGAACCAGCAGACUGCCAAUUUGCCAGCAUUUUGCCUACAGGAGUCAACCUCUCUAGAUGGCCUAGUUUUAGAGAUCUGCGGUAUAGUUGAAAGAGAAACCACUUGGGUGUAGGCCAAAAAAGUGCCAAAGCGAAAUCUAUAAUCUACUUUCGAUAAAGGAAGAAGCCCUACUGGCAUGGUUUGUGUUGCCAGCACUACUGGACAGAUUUGCAAAGAGGAAGCCCUACUGGCAUGGUUUGUGUUGCCAGUACUCAGGGCAGAUUUGGAGCUCAAUAAGUUAUGGGUCUUUAGAAAUAUUUUUUUCCAAAUAACCCAAUGACAACCCAGUGGAUGCAGUUAGCCAAUGGGGAAUAGUCCUUUAAUUUUCACUGUACAAAGUGACUUAAGAUGCAUUUAAUUUUGCAUCAGUGUGCAGAAUUUAAAACAGGAAAAUAUCCUUGAUGAAUACCAAGGUUAAAGGCGCACUCUGCUUUAUGUAAAAUAUAGGAUUGUUUGAUUUCUUCCUUCCUGUGUUACAGACUGGGAAGAAUAUAUUUAAGAAAUAUCAGGGAUUUAAUCACAAAACUUGGAAAUUAUUCUUAAAGGGGAAAGAAAUUAUAUAUGGGGCAUACUUGCUUGCCAAGGCCCCCAGGCUCCAUUCCCACAAGAAUCAAUGUAAAGAGAUCCAUUUACACCCCUCCAAAGCCCCCCCCCCCCAAUGGGGUUUGGUUGGCUAUUUAAAGCUUAAUCCACUUCCUAUCCUGUUUCAGAUCCAGAAUAGCCUCUCAUUUUUUUUCCAAAUCCAGAAGGAAACAUCUGGUCAAGUUUUGUUUUUGUUUUUUGUUUUGGAAAAGGGACAGGUGCAACCCCCUAUGUCUCUGCUUGAGCAUGUGUAAAUGAGGUGGAGGCAUCUCCUAGGCCAUUAGUAGCUGUCUGUCCCUUUUUUUACUUCUGCUUUAUAGCAGAAGAGAAGAAUUUACUGUUGCACUUGGGAAAGAGCACAAAAAAGUUCAGGGAAUCAAAGAAAUGAUAAUGCUGCAUUUCAAAAGUUUCUGCUUAUUUCUUUACACUCAGUAGCUUUUCAAGGAGUUGGUUCUAAAGAUCCAUGUGCAAUCACCUUUAGCACUUUUCUAUAAAGCCUCCACUAUACUAUAUAUUUAAUGUGUUGCAACAUAGCAUAAGUGUGUAAUUGAAUGUGUAGGAAUGACAACUGAAUGUAAUUAAAAUCUUUAUUUUUAAAAGG
Molecule: messenger RNA, 4313 nt
Organism: Anolis sagrei ordinatus
Lineage: Eukaryota; Metazoa; Chordata; Lepidosauria; Squamata; Anolidae
Gene: TAF4B
Product: TATA-box binding protein associated factor 4b
Biological process (GO): transcription initiation at RNA polymerase II promoter; DNA-templated transcription
Cellular component (GO): transcription factor TFIID complex
Molecular function (GO): RNA polymerase II general transcription initiation factor activity; protein heterodimerization activity; DNA binding
Source: RefSeq, a predicted model, not a curated record